Molecule: messenger RNA, 3002 nt
Organism: Ceratotherium simum simum (southern white rhinoceros)
Lineage: Eukaryota; Metazoa; Chordata; Mammalia; Perissodactyla; Rhinocerotidae
Source: RefSeq, a predicted model, not a curated record
GCCGGCCCACUCCUCCAUAAAGCCCUCGCAACCCAGGAGCAGGCAGAGCCAGGCCAGGAUGGAGAGGAGACGCGCCACCUCGGCUGCUCGCCGCUCCUAUGUCUUCUCCUCAGAGGUGGUGGCAGGCCGCCGCCUGGGUCCUGGCACCCGCCUCUCUCUUGCUCGAAUGCCACCUCCACUCCCGACCCGGGUGGACUUCUCCCUGGCCGGGGCACUCAACACAGGCUUCAAGGAGACCCGGGCCAGUGAGCGGGCAGAGAUGAUGGAGCUCAAUGACCGCUUUGCCAGUUACAUCGAGAAGGUGCGCUUCCUGGAACAGCAGAACAAGGCGCUGGCUGCCGAGCUGAACCAGCUGCGGGCCAAGGAGCCCACCAAGCUGGCCGAUGUCUACCAGGCUGAGCUGCGUGAACUGCGGCUGCGGCUUGAUCAACUCACUGCCAACAGCGCCCGGCUCGAGGUCGAGAGGGACAAUCUGGCGCAGGACCUGGGCACUCUGAGGCAGAAGCUCCAGGAUGAAACCAACUUGAGACUGGAGGCCGAGAACAACCUGGCUGCCUAUCGACAGGAGGCAGAUGAAGCCACUCUGGCCCGCCUGGAUCUGGAGAGGAAGAUUGAGUCUCUGGAAGAGGAAAUCCGGUUCCUGAGGAAGAUACAUGAGGAGGAGGUGCGGGAGCUCCAGGAGCAGCUGGCCCAGCAGCAAGUCCAUGUGGAGCUGGAUGUGGCCAAGCCAGACCUGACAGCAGCCCUGAGGGAGAUCCGCACACAAUAUGAGGCAAUGGCAUCCAGCAACAUGCACGAGGCAGAGGAGUGGUACCGGUCCAAGUUUGCGGACCUGACGGACGCCGCUGCCCGAAAUGCAGAGCUGCUCCGCCAGGCCAAGCACGAGGCCAACGACUACCGGCGCCAGCUGCAGGCCUUGACCUGCGACCUGGAGUCCUUGCGCGGCACGAACGAGUCCCUGGAGAGGCAGAUGCGGGAGCAGGAGGAGCGCCACGCGCGGGAGGCGGCGGGUUACCAGGAGACGCUGGCCCGGCUGGAGGAGGAGGGGCAGACCCUCAAGGACGAGAUGGCCCGCCACCUGCAGGAGUACCAGGAGCUGCUCAACGUCAAGCUGGCCCUGGACAUUGAGAUCGCCACCUACAGGAAGCUGCUGGAGGGCGAGGAGAACCGCAUCACCAUUCCUGUGCAGACCUUCUCCAACCUGCAGAUCCGAGGGGGCAAAAGCACCAAAGAAGGGGAAUGUCACAAGGUCACAAGACAUCUCAAAAGCCUCACAAUACAAGUUAUACCAAUACAGUCUCACCAGAUUGUAAAUGGAGCCCCGCCGGCUCUCGAAACCAGCCUGGACACAAAGGCCGUGUCAGAAGGCCACCUCAAGAGGAACAUUGUGGUGAAGACCGUGGAGAUGCGGGAUGGAGAGGUCAUUAAGGAGUCCAAGCAGGAGCACAAGGACGUGAUGUGAGGCGGGACCCGCCUGGUGGCCCCUGCCCCAAGGCGUGAGGGGCCUGCAGCAGGAGACAGGACAGUUGCCCCUCCUCUGACAGCUACUUUCCCAAGACCUGAGAUCCCACCCACCCCAGCCACCCCUCCCUGCUCCAUCUCUAUGCCAGCUUGCUGCCCUAGGCUCCAUCAACAUUAGGCCUGCCAGACAGCACCCACUCUGCACUCAGUAACUCCAACUAACAGGGCACUCACUCCAAAGAGGCAGCUUGGAGGGGCGUGGCCAGCAGCUUGAGUUAGAAUUGGGAGGGAGGAGAGAAGCUGGGGAGGGCAGGGACAUAAUAAAUCACCCUCCAUAGCCUAAUCUCCGUUGUCAUGGCAACUGUUGCCAGAGCUGGAGGCCUCUAGGGGUAUCUGGGAAAUGGGCCUUUGAGUUUCCUCCGGCUGUUGGAGGAAAACUGAGACUGAGACAGGAAGGGGAAGUCCCCACAGGCAAGGCAGCCCUGGCCAGAGGCUUAGUCUUCUAGACUGAGCCUGACCAGUCUCAGAGUGGGUGGGGAUAACCUGUCACCUGGAGUAGUCACCAGACAGGGGCCUCCUGAGUGAUGAUUCAAGUGUCUCAGCCCCACUGAGCUGCCAUGUGGACACGCUAUGGGCAUGCUGUUGGCAUGUGGGAGCUUGAUUCUCAGCACUUGGGGGAUCUAUAGUGUAAGUGGAGAGGGCAGAGAUGCUGGGAGGGAGGAGAAGGGGGCUGCCUGGCCCCUAGGUGUGGGUACAGGGAGGUCAAGCCCCGGAGGACUCCUCCCAUCUAGGCUAGGGGAGCAGGUGAAGGAGGCCAUUGGGAUGAUGCUAGACAUUGGAGUUGGGGGUUGUGGGUGACCAGUUACACUUGGCCUCUGGGUUGUGGGACUCAAGGAAGUGACUCAUCCUCUUGGAGAUGCUGAAACAGGAGAGAAAGGUGCUGCUGUCCACAGGGGCAGGACACACUUUGUCCCAGUUCUAAAGGCCCCUUCCUUGCUGCAUAAUCCCAGUCCACCCAGGCCUCUGAGCCUCUGCAGCUGCUGCCUCCUGGCCCCAGCAAAGGGGUGAAGCCACCGCAAUACAUCUGACUCUCUCCACCCCACAGUGACCUGCUGCUUUUCCCGAAGCCAAGGGCCCGUGGUCCCCUCUUACUCAAAUACAAAAUGUACUGCCAUAUUUUAGGUAGCACCCUAUUUUAUAAUUUGGGAAGUUGAGGCACGAGCAGAGUGAAGACCCUGGUUUGUGUUCCUGUAGCCUGAAGGUGGGGCAGCUCAGGGCAGACACUUUGACCCAGAGCACCUGCUCUGCUUUUCACGGGAAGACUGUGGGGGCACAGGAUUAUCUGUGCCCAGAGUGGGGUGGAGAGGACCCACUCCAGGGUCCCCCUCUCCCCUCUAAGGCCAAAGGGAGAGAGAAGUGGGGAUCCCUCCCUCCUUCCGAGACUUGGUGCCCUUUCCCCAACCCGCUGCUGCUAACCUUCAGGGCGCCGCUGCCGUCUUUAGUCACUGAGGUUAAUAAAGACAACUGCUGUGGCCUCCCCA